AGGGGUCGUAGGGACAGGGCAAGGGGUCGUAGGGACAGGGCAAGGAACCGGCAGGGGAAUCCCAAGCCAGGACAGGGCAUCUUCCCACCCUCGGCCGUGCCAGGAGGCUGGUCCAGUGCAGAGCAAGGAGCCGCCGGAGGAGUCCCAAGCCACGGUAGAGCGCCUGCACACACCCCGGCCGUACAAGGAGCUACGGGGGAGGGAUCCCAGAUCAGGACAGGGCACCUCCUCGCCCUCAGCUGUGCAAGGAUCCCACGACAGGACAAGGAGCCUCCAGGGGAAUCCCGAGCCAAGGUAUCUCCUCACUCUCGGCUGUGCGAUCAGUCCUGGGGAAAUCUCACGACAAGGUGCUUUCAUACCCUGUGCAAGGAGAUACGGGGGAAGGAAUCCCAGAACAGGGUAAGACGCCUCCUCGCCCCAGACCAGGGAAACCAGCGCCGGGGGGUGGUUUCAAGACAGGACCGAACCCCUCCCACGAGGAAGAGGGAUGGAGGACGGCGCCACGCCGCCGCAGCAGUUCUUGCAAGUGUCAGAAAAUGAAAGGUUCAGAAAAUUGAAAGAUGCCUUUAUAUCUAAAUAUGGCAUGCCACCUGCAUUUUAUGCACGGGCUCCUGGUCGAGUUAAUUUAAUUGGGGAACACAUUGAUUACAGUGGCUACGCUGUACUUCCAAUGGCUUUAGAACAAGAUAUCUUGGCAGCUGUCACACCAACGCAAACCAGUAUCAUCCAGCUGGCAAACACUAAUCCUGUAUACCUGGAUUAUAGUGUUCAUAUAAACAAGAUCCACAUUGACACAACUAAACCUCUUUGGCAAUACUACUUUCUUUGCGGAUUUAAAGGAAUUCAGGAGCAUUUUAACCCUAUUUCCAGUGGAAUAAACUGUAUGGUUGAUGGCACGAUCCCAGCGAGCUCAGGACUUUCUAGCUCUAGCGCACUGGUUUGCUGCGCAGGUCUCAUCACCGUGAUAGCGAAUGGAAAGGUCCUAUCAAAGAUAGAACUUGCAGAAAUCUGUGCAAGAUGUGAGCGCUACAUUGGGACUGAAGGUGGUGGUAUGGACCAAUCCAUUUCAUUCUUGGCAGAAAAGGGAAUGGCCAAGUUGAUUGAAUUCAACCCACUCCGUGCCACCAAUGUAAAGGUUCCAAACGGAGCAGUUUUCGUGAUUGCGAACAGUUGCAAAGAAAUGAAUAAAGCUGCAACAACUCACUUCAAUAUCAGAGUAGUGGAGUGUCGAAUUGCUGCAAAGGUCCUAGCAAAAGCUAAAGGGCUUGAGUGGCAGAAACUUUUAAAACUGGGAGACUUGCAGCAUGGACUUGGAGUGGAUCUGGAAACAAUGCUUUUAACUGUGGAACAAGUGCUGCACCCAGAACCUUACAGCAGGGAGGAGGUUUGUCAGUGCCUUGGUAUAAGCCAGAAGGAACUAUGCAACAUUCUCACUCAGAACACACAGGAUGUGCCAUCAUUUAAACUUUAUCAGCGUGCGAAGCAUGUUUACAGCGAAGCCCGACGUGUUGUCGAAUACAAGAGAGUUUGUGAUGAGACACCUGCCAAUGCAUUGCAACUGCUGGGGGACCUGAUGAAUCAGAGUCAUCUCAGCUGCCGGGAUAUGUAUGAAUGCAGCUGUCCAGAACUUGAUCAACUGGUGGAUGUCUGCCUACGGUCUGGUGCUGUGGGCUCGCGGCUGACUGGUGCUGGCUGGGGUGGCUGCACAGUGUCAAUGGUGCCCACUAACAAGCUGGACAGCUUUCUGGCAAAGGUGCAAGAAAUCUAUUACAAAGCUGAUGGUCAAAGAGCAGCUAAGCAGACACAACAUCUAUUUGCCACCCAGCCUGGCGGAGGAGCUGCAGUGUAUCAUGACGUUUAAGUAAAGUGCCAGAACAAGGAAAUUAGAUUCUCCCCCUUUUGUUUGUAUUAUUAGGAUGCAUUUAUUCAAAAUCAUAUCCCUGGAAGAAAAUAAGGCUGUUCGCAAUAUAACAUUUCUGCAAUUACCUUUUAAUUUUUUUCUUGGUACCAUUCCUCAAAAUGCUGUUUUUGUAGCAAGAUAAGUUGUAAUAUUUAGUGGUUUACUAGAGGCUUUAACAAAUUGUACCUAAUUGUAAUUGAUGCAAGGAUUCCGAUCUGUACAGAUUAUUCUCGUUUCUUUCUCUCUUCCGGCUUGGGCAAACUCUCGUUCCUUUGCCCGCUAUUAGCUUCAGCUGUGGUCUAAUGACAAACAAUGACAACAAUUAUGAGAGGAAAGAAAUGUUGUUCUUAAACAUAUGCAAACUGUUCCUCCUUUUAUAUUCCUGAUAAAAUUAAGACUAGAAUAUUUUAUAGAAAAAUUUCUACCAAUUUAAUAUAAACUGGAUAUGAAAAUAGGGAUCUAAAUCUACAACUCAUCUCAUGGACCUCCAACAAUAGAACACAACAUGAAAUUAAAGUGAUGAGUGGAGAGUCCAGGAUUGGGGAUGGGGGGGGAAGAAGGGGAGUCAGUCUAGCCCACAACAGAAGGGGGAGGAGUUGUACAG
Molecule: messenger RNA, 2504 nt
Organism: Amblyraja radiata (thorny skate)
Lineage: Eukaryota; Metazoa; Chordata; Chondrichthyes; Rajiformes; Rajidae
Gene: galk2
Product: galactokinase 2
Exons: 10
Coding region: 488-1861 (457 amino acids)
Biological process (GO): carbohydrate phosphorylation; galactose metabolic process
Cellular component (GO): cytosol; cytoplasm
Molecular function (GO): galactokinase activity; ATP binding
Source: RefSeq, a predicted model, not a curated record